GCGCAAAAUAAAUAGUUCGGUACACAGACCCCAGACAAAAAGUUCGCAUGCUGGGCUGGACAGAACACCACAACGAGUAUCUAGAUAGCUAACGUUACGAGGAUUGGGCGUAGUCCAAAGACACCUAAAUUGGGCUUCAUCACAUUUUGAGGAGAAGGUGUCUACAACCUAACACGUUUUGAUAGCCAAACGGCGAGAUAAAUUGCUCAUAAUGGCCUCGGAAGAGCUUUAUGAGGUUGAGAAAAUUGUGGACAAACGGAAGAACAAGAAGGGAAAGAUGGAGUACCUGGUCCGCUGGAGGGGGUACGGAUACGAGGGGGACACCUGGGAACCCGAGUCGCACCUCUCCGCCUGCAUGGAGUUUAUUCACCAUUUUAAUCAGUCACACGGCGAAAGACAGAGAGACGGCAGUUUACUGCGCUCCACUCAAAGCUCUCCCAGCAUGGCCCACAGCCACAGUUCGAGCAACAACGCCCGCAAACAGAUCUGCAGGCCUCAGCCACUCUGCGGCAAUAGUGGGGCAGGAAGCCACGCUCUAGUGAAAUCCGCCUCUUCGCUCACCACAGCAGCUACGGCCGUCUCCAAACGGCCGCAGCCACCACUUGACUCUAGCCUGGCAAAUUCCAAAACGGACACACAGCAGCUUAUCUUGAGCCAAAAGUACAGUGAUUUCACUACCUGUGCCAUUUCUAGUCCAAGCUUUACAAGUGGGCCCGCUGCUUCUCCAGUGGGCACGGCACGUCGGAGUAUGGACCUGGCCAAGUCCGGGAUCAAAAUCCUGGUUCCCAAAAGCCCCAUGAGCAGCUGGGUGGACUCUGAAGAGUCGCCCAGCGAGGCGGCCCACAGUCUGGAACAGGGGGGUCAGGAGCAGGACUCUGUGCCCCCAGAGGUGGCCCUGUUGGAAAAGCCUCUGGGGUUGCUGCUGGGGCCCGGGGAAGAAAGGGCACGCAUGGGGACUCGGCCCAGGACUCAAAGCCAAGUCCCAUUGGUCCCUCAGCAAGUCCCCGUAACACCAGCAUCCAUACGCACCCUCAAUGGGAAAGGUACAUCGACACUCAUGGAGGCUUUGGCAGCCAACGGGACGGCUAACCUGCAGAGUGCCGUGGCGCGAGUAACCGCCGUCUCCGGAGUGGCCGGGAAACGGCGCUUCGAAGAGCAGCGCUCGGUCUUCGACAAGCGCCUUCGGUUCAGCGUACGGCAGACGGAGAGUGCCUAUCGCUACAGGGACCUCGUCGUCAAGAAGCAGGACGGCUUCACCCACAUCCUGCUCUCAACCAAGACCUCGGAGAACAACUCGCUCAACCCCAACGUGAUGAAGGAGAUACAGAGUGCCAUGGCCACAGCGGCAUCAGACGACAGUAAGCUGGUCCUACUGAGCGCCGUAGGCAGCUUCUUUUGCUUCGGCCUGGACUUCAUCUACUUCAUCAGGCGGCUGACCGACGACCGUAAGAAAGAGAGCAUCAAGAUGGCCGAGACCAUUAGGACAUUCGUGAACACUUUCAUCCAAUUCAAGAAGCCUAUCAUCGUAGCCGUGAACGGACCGGCCGUGGGCCUCGGAGCCUCCAUCCUCCCGCUGUGUGACGUGGUCUGGGCCAACGAGAGAGCCUGGUUCCAGACGCCUUACACCACCUACGGACAGACACCCGACGCCUGCGCCUCCAUCACCUUCCCUCGCAUCAUGGGCGUGGCCUCGGCCAAUGAGAUGCUGCUGAGUGGGAGGAAGCUGACGGCCCAGGAGGCCUGUGCUAAAGGGCUUGUCUCCCAGGUGCUGUGGCCCGGGACUUUCACUCAGGAGGUGAUGGUUCGCAUUAGGGAGCUAGUCUCUUGUAAUUCAGUUGUCCUGCGGGAGUCCAAAGCACUGGUCCGAAACGCAAACCGGGCCGCCCUGGAGCAGGCCAACGAACGCGAGUGUGAGGCGCUGAAGAGAGUUUGGGGCUCCUCGCAGGGGAUGGACUCCAUCCUCCAAUACCUGCAGAAGAAGAUAGAUGAGUUUUAAGGAAAGCAUGUAUCCCCCAUGUUCCCAAGCCCCAUUCAGUGGCGGAACCAGACAAACAGCACUGGGAGUACAACAGGUUCAAUCUGCAAUCUGUGUGAUCUAUUGUAUGUGUGUGUGUGUGUGCCCAUUGAGAUGUUGCUGCUGGACCUUUAAAUCUUCCUAGCAUCCUGGUGACCAUGUGUUGACCCUUUACCCAAUAACCCCCGGCCUUUGACCCUUUAAGGUUGGUUCCCAACCCUGGUCCUCCAGUACCCCCAACAGUACACAUGUUUAUUGUAACCUUGGACAAGCACACUUGAUUCAACUUGUAAACGAAUCAUCAAGCCCUCAAUGAGUUGAAUGAGGUAUGUUUGUCAAGGGCUACAACAAAACUGUUUACUGUUGAAGGUACUGGAGUACCAGGGUUGGGCAACAAUGUUGGGGGGUACUGGAGAACCAGGGUUGGGCUGUUGAAGGUACUGGAGGACCAGGGUUGGGAAACACUGUUGGGGCUACUGGAGGACCGUUGAAGGUACUGGAGGACCAGAGUUGGGAAACACUGCUCUACCCAAUAGCCCUGGCCUGCGCAAAAUACCAUAACACAUUACAGGUCCAACUAAACAUGGCCUAGAUUGAAAGGGAUGGAGGGAUUGGAGGAGGUGAAGACAUUGAUGAAUACACAUAAAAGUGUCUUGCAUAGUGGGGUGUCUGUCCUACUCACCUCAGGAUUGAUUUGGGUGGGAUGUUGUAUCAACAUGGAUCAGAAUUUAUGACACAACAAAAGUGCACAUUGAAAACUUUGACAAACACCUAGGCAACUUUCCAUUGUGGAGCCUGCAAUAAGAUGUAACGCUCUGAACUCUUGGGAAAACAGCGCAGCCCAGUGGAUGGAAGGCUUAUUGGAUUCUCCAUAUUGACACCUGUAAAGCUUUCCAUUCAAAACAGGACUUAUUGCUAUUUGAACUGAAUAGAGGCCCCGGGAUUAAAUUAAAGGCGCGUUGUCGAGAAGUGUACUGCACUUGACUUUAAAGGGUCAUUUUAAGCGUGAGCCGUCAUCUGUAGCGUUCACCAUGAAUACCAUCUACGAACGUCAGGGAAAUUCCCUUUUAGAAGACUCAUUGUCAACAGUGCAGUGCUUUUUGAACAGCAAGCCUUUGAUUGAAUCCAGGACAGAGUCGGUCAUAUUAAUUUGUAACACAGCUCCUGACUGUAUUUUUACUUUUUGUCUGAUAUUUUCUGUAGAUGAUAUUUCACCCAGGUCAUCUUUUUAUUGUCGUCUUAUUUGGCUUGGGGGACUGUAUUUUCCACCAAACAGUUUCUAUGGUAAACAGAUUUUUUGUUUGUUUUAAGACUAUUACAAUAUAAUUUCAUUAAAUAUUCUGCAACUCCUGAAUUAUUCCAUCCAUGAAACAUACACGCAAGGGAGAGACAAUUACAAGAUUCUGAAUGCAGUUGUGACGAGGCUAGGGUACACGGUUCAAGGCUCAGUUGUGACGAGGCUAGGGUACACGGUUCAAGGCUCAGUUGUGACGAGGCUAGGGUCCACGGUUCAAGGCUCAGUAGUGACGAGGCUAGGGUACACGGUUCAAGGCUCAGUUGUGACGAGGCUAAGGUACACGGUUCAAGGCUCAGUUGUGACGAGGCUAGGGUACACGGUUCAAGGCUCAGUUGUGACGAGGCUAGGGUACACGGUUCAAGGCUCAGUUGUGACGAGGCUAAGGUACACGGUUCAAGGCUCAGUUGUGACGAGGCUAGGGUACAGGGUUCAAGGCUCAGUUGUGACGAGGCUAGGGUACACGGUUCAAGGCUCAGUUGUGACUAGGCUAGGGUACAGGGUUCAUGGCUCAGUUGUGACGAGGCUAGGGUACACGGUUCAAGGCUCAGUUGUGACGAGGCUAGGGUACACGGUUCAAGGCUCAGUUGUGACUAGGCUAGGGUACAGGGUUCAUGGCUCAGUUGUGACGAGGCUAGGGUACACGGUUCAAGGCUCAGUUGUGACGAGGCUAAGGUACACGGUUCAAGGCUCAGUUGUGACGAGGCUAGGGUACCCGGUUCAAGGCUCAGUAGUGACGAGGCUAAGGUACACGGUUCAAGGCUCAGUUGUGACGAGGCUAGGGUACCCGGUUCAAGGCUCAGUAGUGACGAGGCUAGCGUACACGGUUCAAGGCUCAGCUGUGACGAGGUACACGGUUCAAGGCUCAGUUGUGACGAGGUACACGGUUCAAGGCUCUAGCUAAAAGCAAGUGCCUUGUUCUUUCCUCCAUUUUCUAAUGACAAAAUGUGUGUUCUGAUCUGAAGAGCGAUUAUCAGUGAGAAUAGCCUUUAAUCUCACCACUCAGUACCAUGGAUAUAGGACGUUUGCAGCUUCAGCAUAUCUCACCCUGUUUUUUUCGUUGUUGCAUUGAGCAAAGGUUGCUUCUAAACUGCUGUGGAGGCAUCCUAUUUACAUUAGUCAAAGCCCCUGAAAAAAAAAAAAGAUGUACAGCUUUUGAAUUUGUAAAACAAAAACGUUAUUCGCCUACAGUUUUUUUUUUUUUUUUGUAUAUAUGAAUUCUGACUUGACCGAUGUUUUGUGGCCUCACCAAUCAUUUGGCCAUAUUCCUUGUUUCACUGGAUUUAUAGAAGUAGCAGAGCACGGGGUAACAGAUGAUAGCGCCCAAUACCUGGACAUCUGCUGUUACCUUUGCCUAUUUCCAUAAAGAAUUAUGGAAAAUGUCAUUAUUUAUAUUGUCUAUGAGUAUUUAAAUAUUUAAAGUUGAGAUGGUUUGGACAAAAGUAGUGUCUGUUUUGAGUCAUUGCUCAUGGUUUGUUUAACAGUUGAUUUUAUUUUAUUGAAAUGUGAAGUAUCUUCUCGGGGCAGUCUACUCGUGGACAUAGUAUGAUUUUACUUUCGGCUCUAGUCUAUUUUCGCGAUCUUCGUCAGAAUUCAGUUUUGGCCUUCGCGCAUAGAUUGUUAAUGCCGCAACUGCACCAGUCAAAUUGUUUUCUUAGCAUAUUUUUUCUUCUUCUAGAAGGGUUAGAAGUCAGUAUUUCGGUUGAGAUUUUCUGUAAGCAAAGGCAAAGAGGUAUUGCGUAACAAUAACGCAAUGCUCUUUGUAAAACAUGUCCUUUUGCUUAGUAUCCCCAAAUUGUGCCUGAGAAGCAUGUCAUACCUCGAGUGCUCCAGAGUAGCGCAGCGGGCCUAAGGCACUGCGUCUCAGUGCUAGAGGCGUCACUACAGACCCUGGUUUGAUUCCAGGCUGUAUCACAACCGGCCGUGAUUGGGAGUCCCAUAGGGCGGCGCACAAUUGGCCCCAGCGUCGUCCGGGUUUGGCUGGGUUAGGCUGUCAUUGUAAAUAAGAAUUUGUUCUUAACUGACUUGCCUAGUUAAAUAAAGAUGUUUUUUUUUUAAACAUACUUCAUGUUUCACUGAAUGCUGAUUUAGAAAUAUUAGCAAGCAUCUUCAACACUUGGACCAUAGCUUAGUUAAUGUAAUGUCCUCAACACGUUUUUCUCAUUGAAGAAAUUUACUGUAUUUAAAAAAUAUAUAAUUUGUCUUGUUAACACAUCAUGAUAAUGAAGCUUGUCUAGUGCACACAGAAUUGACUCAUUCUGUUGAAAGAUUCCAAGAAGCGAUGUUGAAAUUGACCGCACUUUGGUACAGCAGUGAAAUAAUUUUAAAGUCUGAAAUCGCAUAACCCUUCUGAAGAACUGUGUGAACUGCCUUGACUCAAAUCCUGGUACAGCAUUUUUGCAUACAUGUGACCUAUUUUGUAGUUGUACUUAUAUAAAUAUACAUGCUGUACAAUCUGAAAGUGUUUUUUUAUAUAUAUAUAUAUAGAUUACUGAAAUAUAUACUCGCUGUGAAAAUAAACGGUGUGAACCUGUUAAAGUAA
Molecule: messenger RNA, 5850 nt
Organism: Salvelinus fontinalis (brook trout)
Lineage: Eukaryota; Metazoa; Chordata; Actinopteri; Salmoniformes; Salmonidae
Product: chromodomain Y-like protein
Exons: 7
Coding region: 212-1996 (594 amino acids)
Cellular component (GO): nucleus
Molecular function (GO): transcription corepressor activity
Source: RefSeq, a predicted model, not a curated record